This is a messenger RNA of Panicum hallii, 1611 nucleotides long. Its product is annotated as pentatricopeptide repeat-containing protein At3g29230-like. The transcript has a single exon. Lineage: Eukaryota; Viridiplantae; Streptophyta; Magnoliopsida; Poales; Poaceae. Gene Ontology annotation, biological process: RNA modification. Gene Ontology annotation, molecular function: RNA binding; protein binding. The record is from RefSeq and is a predicted model, not a curated record. The coding region runs from base 1 to 1611 and encodes 536 amino acids.
AUGGCGUCGCGGACGCUUGUUAAGGCAGUACAAGAUCUGCCGCAACGUUCUCGCCUGGCCUUGAGGACAAUCGAGGUUACGGAGGCGGGCAGAGCUGGACAGGCCGAGAGGGCCCUCGACCUGUUCGAGGCAAUGCCCGUGAAGAAUCAGGUGGCCUGGAACGCGGCCCUGGCCGCGCUCGUCGACGCAGGCCGCACCAACUGGGCGCUCUCCUUCUUCCGGGAGAUGCCCAGGAGGAACGCCACCUCGUACACCACCAUGAUCGGGGGCCUCUCCCGCGCCGGUGGAGCUGCCGCUGCCGGGGCUCGGGUUCUCUUCGAGGAGCUCCCGCUUGAUCAGCAAAACGUCUUCACCUGGACGGCCAUGAUGUCGUGCCACGAACGGAACGGCGAGCCUGGUAAGGCGGUGGAGCUCUUCGUGGCUCUCUACGGCGAGUUCUUUGCGCGCGGGAUGCUGCCCAACGCGCACACAUUCAGCUCACUGCUCAAGGCCUGUGUGGGUGUCCGGUCGCUGGCCAUGGCGCUGCAGCUCCAUGCUGUCAUCGUCAAGCUGAUGGGCGAGGGGAGUAGACAUUGUUUCGUGUGGAAUGCCUUGAUUGAUGCGCACGCGAAGCUGGGCGCAAUGUCGGAUGCCGAGAAGGUGUUCUAUGGGAUGCAAUACAGGGACAUCUGCUCUUGGAACAUCAUGAUGGAUGGAUAUUCCCGGCAUAAGCUCGUCGACAAGGCUCUUGAUCUCUUCAGGAUGACAAGGAAAAAGGAUGCCUUCACAUGGAACAUCAUAAUAUCCUGCUUGGGGGAGAACCGCCUUGGAGAAGGUGCGCUCCUCCUCUUCAUCGAUCUGGUCAGAUUGGAUGGCCACUGCGGUGGCAAUGCCAAGCUGAACGCGUCAACAUACACGACAGUUCUGCACGUUUGCUCAGUGCUGGUGCUGCUUGCGUUUGGUAGGCAAGUCCAUGCACGCACCAUCAAGGACGGGAUUGGUCAGAGCAACGUCUCCGUCAGCAAUUCUCUGCUCAGCAUGUACAGAAGCUGUGGCGCCAUGCUUGAUCUGGAGCAGGUGUUUGAAGAAAUGACGGUCAGGGACAUCAUAUCAUAUAACUCUGUGAUACAGGGGCUUGGCCAGAACGGUCUUGGGAGGCAAGCGCUGGCGAUUGCGGAGCGUGCACUGGAACUCAAGAUGUACAACAGCAACACCUUCAUCGCCAUCCUGACAUCCUGCAGCCACUCAGGUCUAGUCACUGAGGGGCUGGGAUACUUUGACGGCAUGGCCGAGAAACAUGGGGUGGAACCAACGCUUGACCACUACAUCAGUGUCAUCGAUCUCCUCGGCCGUGCAGGAAGGCUUCAAGAGGCGUACGACCUGCUCCGGAAGAUGCCGUUCGCACCAAAUGCGGUGGCGUGGCGUACUCUUCUGCAUUCUUGUCUAGCCCACAAGAACAGCAUCAUGGGGAGCACUGCGGUACAGGAGCUGAGAGCGCUGCAGCCCGGAGGCGGCAGGGGGAACUAUGAGAGGCUGGUGCAGGGCUGUGGAGGCAGCAGCAUGGCUGGUGAAACACUGAUCGCAAACGAGAAGAGUGCUGAUCACACGCCAGGGUGUACCUGGCUCACCUGA